GUUUUCCUAUUUCAUUUUUCUCCCUCCGGCGAAUCGAGCGAGUGACUGGAAGUUGACUGACGAGGAGAAGUAAAAGCCGGUAGAAGUUCGUAGCCUGAAACAGGUGUCAACACCGUAUUGACCGGAGAGUGGCGGUGAUGGAGGAGGAGGAGCCAAUGGGUGAGUUUCGCGGCGAGUCUGAGCCCGAGCAGAGGAAAUCUGGAACUCCGAGGCUGUACAUCAAAGAGCUUGUUAUGAGGAACUUCAAAUCAUAUGCUGGUGAACAACGCGUCGGACCUUUCCACAAGAGUUUUUCUGCGGUGGUUGGACCUAAUGGGAGUGGAAAGAGCAAUGUGAUAGAUGCAAUGCUGUUUGUAUUUGGAAAACGAGCUAAGCAGAUGCGUCUCAACAAAGUGUCAGAACUAAUUCACAACUCAACCAAUCACCAGAACUUGGAUAGUGCUGGAGUUUCUGUACAGUUUGAAGAGAUUAUUGACUUGGAAGAUGGUUCAUACGAAACUGUUCCUGGAAGCGAUUUCAUGAUUACCCGGGUUGCAUUCCGAGAUAAUUCUUCCAAGUAUUACAUCAACGAAAGGUCGAGCAAUUUCACUGAAGUUACCAAAAAAUUGAAGGGCAAAGGAGUAGAUCUUGACAACAACCGUUUCUUGAUUCUUCAGGGGGAGGUAGAACAGAUAUCACUUAUGAAGCCGAAAGCACAAGGUCCCCAUGAUGAAGGUUUUCUUGAAUAUCUCGAGGAUAUUAUUGGAACGAAUAAAUACGUGGAGAAGAUAGAUGAAUUAAAUAAGCAGCUUGAAACCCUCAAUGAUAAGCGGUCUGGAGUUGUACAAAUGGUGAAACUAGCAGAGAAAGAAAGAGACAAUUUAGAGGGUGUGAAGGAUGAGGCGGAGACUUACAUGCUGAAAGAGCUAUCAUAUCUUAAAUGGCAAGAAAAGGCUACAAAAAUGGCAUAUGAAGAUACUUUAGCUAAAAUUACUGAACAGAAAGAGAGCUUGCAAAUUUUGGAAAAUAGUCUAAAAAAUGAGCGAGAGAAAAUGGAUGAGAUUAACAAGGAGUUGAAGGAACUAGAGUCUGUGCAUGAAAAACAUAAGAAGAGACAAGAGGCUCUUGAUAAUGAACUUAGAAACUGUAAGGAGAAGUUCAAAGAGUUUGAAAGGCAGGACGUAAAGCAUAGGGAGGACUUGAAGCACAUGAAGCAAAAAAUCAAGAAACUCGAGGAUAAACUUGAAAAGGAUUCAUCGAAAAUCAGUGAUUUGACAAAGGAGUGUGAAGACUCGAAAAAUCUAAUACCUAAACUUCAGGAAGAUAUACCAAAGCUUCAGAAGGUCUUGGUCAAUGAGGAGAAGGCAUUGGAGGAAAUCAAAGAGAAAGCUAAAGUUGAAACUGAAGGUUACCGGUCUGAGCUUACAAAAAUUCGUGCUGAAUUAGAACCUUGGGAAAAAGAUUUAAUUGUGCACAGGGGAAAGCUUGAUGUUGCAUCAUCUGAAAGCGAACUCUUGAGCAAGAAGCACGAAGCUUCUCUGAAAGCCUUCACAGAUGCUCAGAAACAGCUUUCUGAUAUAUCAGCGAGAAAAAAAGAAAAAGCUGCAGUAACUACCUCAAUGAAAGCUGAUAUCGAGAAGAAGAAACUUGAAGCAAUGAAAGCUCAAAAAGUGGAAGAGGAAUCACUUAGAGAACAAGAAACACUUAUUCCACAAGAGCAGGCAGCCAGAGAAAAGGUUGCUGAGCUAAAUUCGGCAAUGAAUUCUGAGAAGAGUCAGGGUGAUGUUUUAAAGGCAGUUUUACGAGCGAAGGAGACCAAUCAAAUUGAAGGAAUCUAUGGAAGGAUGGGGGACUUAGGUGCCAUUGAUGCAAAAUACGAUGUCGCCGUAUCAACUGCUUGCGGUGGCCUUGAUAACAUUGUUGUGGAAACAACUGAUGCAGGACAAAAAUGUAUUGAGCUGCUACGGAAGGGAAAUAUUGGCGUAGCAACGUUUAUGAUAUUGGAGAAACAAACCCAUUAUUUAAACAGAUUGAAGGAGAAAGUGAAGACACCCGAGGAUGUCCCGCGCCUCUUUGAUCUGAUCAGAGUUAAGGAUGAAAGGAUGAAACUUGCAUUCUAUGCAGCCUUGGGAAACACUGUCGUGGCAAAGGAUCUUGAUCAGGCAGCACGUAUUGCAUAUGGUGGGAACAAAGAAUUUGGAAAAGUUGUGACUCUUGAAGGCGCUCUCUUUGAAAAAUCUGGUACCAUGAGUGGAGGGGGAGGCAAGCCACGUGGGGGAAGAAUGGGAACCUCUAUUCGAGCCACUGGUGUGUCUUGUGAAGUUGUUGCUAAUGCAGAAAAAGAGCUCUCCAAAAUUGUUGACAUGUUAAGCAACAUCCGUGAAAAGAUUGGCAAUGCUGUGAGACAAUAUAGAGCUGCAGAAAACGAAGUCUCUCGUCUGGAGAUGGAACUGGCGAAAAGCCAAAGAGAGAUCGAAAGUCUCAAUUCAGAGCAUAAUUACCUCGAAAAACAACUAGCUUCCCUGGAAGCUGCAUCUCAGCCAAAGACAGAUGAGAUAGACAGGCUUAAAGAACUCAAGAAAAUCAUCUUCAACGAAGAAAAGGAGAUAGAAGAACUUGAGAAGGGUUCUAAACAGCUUAAGGAUAAAGCUUUUGAGCUGCAAACCAACAUAGAGAACGCUGGUGGGGAAAAACUGAAAGGACAAAAGGCAAAGGUUGAGAAGUUUCAGACUGACAUUGACAAAAAGAAUACAGAGAUCAAUCGGUGUAAUGUUCAAAUAGAAACAAACCAGAAAAUGAUAAAGAAGUUGACAAAGGGGAUUGAAGAGGGGUCUCGAGAGAAAGAAAGGCUAGAGGGUGAGAAGGAAAAGUUGCUAAGCGUUUUCAAAACUAUAGAACAGAGAGCAUUUGCGAUCCAAGAGACAUAUAAAGAAACACAGAAGUUGAUUGAUGAACAUAAAGACGUGCUGACUGGAGCAAAGUCCAAUUAUGAGAAGCUGAAAAAGUCUGUGGAUGAGUUGAAGGCAUCUAGGGUCGAUGCAGAAUUCAAAGUCCAAGAUAUGAAAAAGAAAUACAAUGAAUUAGAAUUGAAAGAGAAGGGCUACAAGAAGAAACUCAACGACUUGCAGAUUGCACUCACAAAGCAUAUGGAACAAAUCCAGAAAGAUCUUGUUGAUCCGGAUAAGCUUCAAGCAACAUUGAUGGAUAAUAAUUUGAACGCAGCCAGUGAUCUAAAAAGGGCUCUUGAAAUGACUGCCUUACUGGAGGCUCAGCUGAAAGAGUUGAAUCCAAAUCUUGACUCAAUUGCCGAGUAUCGGAGCAAAGUGGAACUUUACAAUGGGCGGGUAGACGAACUUAACUCCGUAACCCAAGAACGUGAUGACAUAAGGAAGCAGCAUGAUGAAUUGAGAAAGAGAAGGUUGGAUGAGUUUAUGGCAGGAUUUAACACAAUAUCGCUAAAACUGAAAGAAAUGUAUCAGAUGAUCACUCUCGGGGGUGAUGCAGAGCUUGAGCUGGUAGACUCGCUGGACCCUUUCUCAGAAGGUGUGGUUUUCAGUGUGAGGCCUCCCAAGAAGAGCUGGAAGAACAUUGCAAACUUGUCGGGUGGUGAAAAGACACUUAGCUCACUCGCCCUAGUCUUUGCUCUCCAUCACUACAAGCCUACACCGCUUUACGUCAUGGACGAAAUCGACGCCGCUCUCGAUUUUAAAAACGUAUCAAUCGUUGGACAUUACGUGAAGGACCGUACUAAAGACGCUCAGUUCAUUAUCAUCAGUCUGAGGAACAACAUGUUUGAGCUAGCAGAUAGAUUGGUGGGAAUCUACAAAACAGAUAACUGUACAAAGAGCAUUACAAUCAACCCUGGAAGCUUUGCAGUUUGCCAAAAAACGUCUGCUUAAGUCUACCAAAUGAACAUCUCUCUACAUUCACCACGUCUGCAAGUAAUAUAAGCUCAAUCGUGUUGUAAUUAUUUCCUUGUGUGGGGUUUCUACUGUUUCAUAACUUUGGAAUUGCCUCUUUUUUUUUUUUUUUUUUCAAAAAUGCCGUGAUUAACAUUAACCAUG
This is a messenger RNA of Eutrema salsugineum, 4043 nucleotides long. RefSeq names its product structural maintenance of chromosomes protein 4. The record is from RefSeq and is a predicted model, not a curated record. The transcript has 28 exons. NCBI's taxonomy places the organism in Eukaryota, Viridiplantae, Streptophyta, Magnoliopsida, Brassicales, Brassicaceae. Gene Ontology annotation, molecular function: ATP binding; protein binding; ATP hydrolysis activity. The coding region runs from base 138 to 3878 and encodes 1246 amino acids. Gene Ontology annotation, biological process: mitotic chromosome condensation. Gene Ontology annotation, cellular component: chromosome.